AUGAAAGAUCAUGCUUGUAUCGUUACUCACGGUUAUCAUACCGAUAUUGCUUUGAAGAUUUAUAGUAAUCGUAUAUUUUUGAUUAUAACACACUUUAAAAAAUUUGGAUCAUUGAUAGCUAUAAGUCGUGGAACUUCAGUUUGUCAAUAUAACAAUAGCAUUUAUUCUACCAAGAUAUUAUUUGGAAAGGAUGAUGUUGAAAUUAUGGCAGCAGCUCGAUAUAUAGCAGAGCAGAUUAAUGCAGAUAAACCAUUAUUAAUUUCAAUAUCUUUGAAAGAUUAUGAAUUAGAUACUUUAAAAACCAUAGUUAAGACUAUAAAUGAUAUGAAAGCAUGGUAA
Eufriesea mexicana is the source of this 339-nucleotide messenger RNA. RefSeq names its product proteasome assembly chaperone 3. The record is from RefSeq and is a predicted model, not a curated record. Gene Ontology annotation, biological process: proteasome assembly. NCBI's taxonomy places the organism in Eukaryota, Metazoa, Arthropoda, Insecta, Hymenoptera, Apidae. The coding region runs from base 1 to 339 and encodes 112 amino acids. The transcript has 3 exons.